Messenger RNA from Orbicella faveolata, 3422 nucleotides. RefSeq names its product E3 ubiquitin-protein ligase rnf213-alpha-like. The record is from RefSeq and is a predicted model, not a curated record. Lineage: Eukaryota; Metazoa; Cnidaria; Anthozoa; Scleractinia; Merulinidae.
GCAGAGGUUUCUCUCGGCGAAGUAAACAAGCCGAGUUCGUCAAAUACAAGAGACGCGGACGACUUCGUACAUGCGAAAAGACUUGACAGAAAGAAACCUGUGCUAGCACGGUAAGGAUGCAGUGUCCUACAUCGACCGUAAGCGACAACAGCGACCUUGAAGAAGAUAACAGACAAAUCCAAGGAGAGAGCCAUCAACAGAAAGUUUUAACUACAGAAAGAGAACAACGAGAUCGUUCUUCUAGGCAACAUCCCAGCCCUAUACAACAGCCUAACAAGAACGACGGUUAUGUUACUGUUCGGCAAGAUAAGACGCCAAAUUCCUCUAAAAUAUCGGAUGCAAAUAAUGAGGAGAAAAACCCAGCGUCUCAGGAAUUAUCAGAUGAUGAUAUUCAGAAAAUUUCAGAUGAUCGGCAAUCAGACCCAGAGAGCAUGAUUAUUGAGAGAAACACAACUGAAAGUGCUGCAAGAGCAACAGUGACAUCUAACGAGCUGCAACAAAAAGCACUUGAGACACAAGAUCUUAUAGUGUCAGGCUCUAAGAUGAUAAAGAGCAAAAAGUAUGCUCAAGGUAAAAAGGAUGGAGGUAGGACUUUGUUUAGAAAGAGAAAGAAUGAUACACCACAAGAACAAACACUGGGGGAUCGAAAAGGCAAGAAAAAUCAAAAGAAAGAAAGAAAGGAGAGAAGUAGUGCGGAGCUGGAAGCCUUGACAACACAGCCACCACCAAGCCUCCAACAGGUUAAACCAGAAGCUGGGGUGACUGUGGUUUUCCACGUUCUGCUUGCUUCAAAUUUCAACAUGACGGAGGAAAGCUUUUUUAUACGGGCCCAUGAUGUGGAUUUGGGUGACUUUGAAAUGACUGCAGUAGAAGUUCUUGAAGGUCAAAGCGAAGACGAACUGACGUUUUUUCGGGGUCAGUUCACAAUAAGUCUUGAUCGGGCUCGCCAAGGAACUCUCUACAAAUACGUGGUGGUCAAGGAAGGAAACGUUCAUUGGGAACAGUUACCCGAAUUUCCACCAGAGUGCGACAGCGACAGUAUUGUCAACCGGUUUCUUAAAAUCCCUGACAAGUAUGUCAAACCUGGUGCCUCGUGGAAUCAGUUUGACGGUGUAGCGUACGUUUACGGCGACAAAGACAUGUUUUCCAGAAUGUGGCCUUGCCUCUCGAAAGAUAAAAUGGUUGAGUAUCGCGUGAAGGCGUUGCUAUGUUUCCUACCAAAGUGGAGUGGUUUUUUUGUAAACGAGACAACUGAAAACAUGGAUGCCAAAGAGGCGAUAGUGAAACUUGACAAUGUUGUGAAAUGCCUGCAUAACGUUUGGAUAGAAGAACGCGGCCGCCAUCGACGAAGGCAACCCAUUGAUUUUGAUGUCCAAAAGGCGUUAACUGUUGUUUUGGAACCAAAGAUGAAGAAGAACAGAGCCAUAUUGACCGAAUGUAAGGUGGGAUCAAUUGAGCACGUGUCUGCAGUAGUUUCUUCGCUCGCCAUCACAUUGCUGGUAAAAAAGUACACGAUAGAAUUGGAAAGCGAGAAGGUAAAAUUGUUGCUGAACUGCUUAUCACUUGAAGCUGAUCCGACCGUGAAGAGGUGUUCUGCUUAUGAAGCUGUGCUGGCCGAAUUUAGCACCGAGUUAAAAGAUUCAGUGUUAUGUUUGAUUAGCUUCGCCGCCAGUGCAAUUGAAAGCCUUUGUAACCAGUUGAUGAAGGACGCUUGGACAUCCAAUCCUGAAUGGAUUUUGGCUGUACCACUUUUGCAUUUCUUACGAGGGGACUCAAAACCCUUUGAGGAGCCUGACAUCCAAGGAUGUCCUGAAACCCUGGCUUGGUGGGGAGCACAGAGGCUCAAUAUAAGAAAGUUUCAACGAUUUGACCAACAGCCUGAGAAUUUUUCGGAAGUUUGGUCUCGUCUGGCGUCAGCCUUUGAUGUUGACCGCUUGUUGAAAAGAACGUGUCUAUAUGCUUUUCCUGUUUGGCGGUUACCGUCAACAGGAAUGUUCCACAUCUCAGAUCUAUGCGUUGCUUUGGUAGAGUUCUUUCCUCGUGGUUUUGGGGACAAGGAAGAGAAGAGUAGUUUCAAACGGCGUCUCGAAGACAUGAUCAACAUGUUGGACAACGGGAAGGAAACAAACAGUUCCCAAACUAAGGCCGGAGAGUUUACUGUUACUGCAAGUUUGAAGUUGGCCGAGGUUUGCCUGGAGAAUCUUUCUUUUCGAGAUGACAUUGAUCUGAUUUGCCUCGCAAUCAGACUGCUAUUCUCAAGCAUUCAUCAAUGGCAAAGUGGUCCAGUAGACUGUGAAACUGAUGACAAGGUAAACAAGACUGAUGCCUACCUGAGGGAAGACUGCGUACGUAAAAUUUCGAAAAAGGUCGUCAGCAAGCUCAGAGGGGUGCCUGAAUCCAAUAUGGAACUGCAGGUACAGAUUAUAUUAUAGUUAAGCAGUGAUAACUAAAUGAUUGUAAGUGGAGUGGGUUGACAAUGAGCCUAUUUGUUCAAAACCAGAUUAAGCCAGUCUAGAGCUAUUUUAAAUGUUAAACUCAGUAAUUGACGUUGUUAAGUUCGUUGCGAGUUCCCUCAUUUUAUAUUAUCGUCAUUGUCAUCGUUGGUUAUUUUGUAAUACCAAAUUAUUAAUUACAAAUCGGUACCAAGUUAGUAAUAGAAACCGAUCGCUUUUACGCAUGAAGUACAAAAAGGAAUUUUUCAAAAUACUGGGCGGACAAUUUUGUUUAAACAACCAGACCGCCAUUGAUGAUCUCUCCGAAGUAACAUUGUUUUGCUUAUUUGCUUUUAAUAUUAAAAGUUGCACCGGAUGGAUUAUGACGAGUGAUGGUCUGAUCGUUGACUUUUCUUUUUGCUCCUGCAGGGUUUUGGCAAAACCCAAGGAGACAUUAAUAGUACCACUGCAUAUAAAGAAGUAAUAGUACAUUGGUAAUGUCUGUAGUAUGCGAAUUGAUAUCCCGAAUUGAAGAAGCUAGGCGCGCACGGUGGAAAGGGUUAAUGCAUGAAUAAGUAUGUCGUAAUUUAUGCGUCCUUAGUCAGUUGUAUCAUGUAACGCGACGGUUAGUAUCUCUUUAGCAUGAAAGCGUUUCUUCUUCAAAUGUUCUUCUCGUGCUGUUAAAGAUCUGUUAAAACAUGGUGGCAGCGUGUGGUUAACUCUGAGCAUCGUCGACAACGUAACAACCGUCUACGAUGUCAGGGGAAGAAGAAAAUUCUGGUUCGAGCGUCGGUGCAACUGCUCAGCCUCAAACGUCGCAAUCGACAAUGUCUCACCAGAUUUUACCGCCUCAGUAUUUGGAUUUGAAGACUACAGAGAAAUCGCUGAGAACUGGAAGUUGUGGAAAGAGAAGUACAAUAAUUAUUUUGUCAUUUCUCGAUUGGACCGGGAAAGCCCCGAAUAUCAGCUCGCUGUGUUUAAGAGGCCCUG